This is a messenger RNA of Diceros bicornis minor, 1274 nucleotides long. It is a transcript of the gene MRPL1, whose product is annotated as mitochondrial ribosomal protein L1. The record is from RefSeq and is a predicted model, not a curated record. Bases 105 to 1091 code for a protein of 328 amino acids. Gene Ontology annotation, biological process: translation. Gene Ontology annotation, molecular function: RNA binding; structural constituent of ribosome. NCBI's taxonomy places the organism in Eukaryota, Metazoa, Chordata, Mammalia, Perissodactyla, Rhinocerotidae. The transcript is spliced from 9 exons. Gene Ontology annotation, cellular component: mitochondrion; large ribosomal subunit.
UUGCUACUUCUAAACCCUUCCCCCUCCGCUCAUUCCGGAAAGGAACCCUUCUAAAAUUUCUUCCAAGUUGAAGCGUAGGAGCAAUUUCGUCAACACAAUCCAGAAUGGUCAACAUGGCGGCGGCCGUAAGAUGCCUCGGUAGAGUCUUGAUACAUCAUCAAAGGCAUAGUCUUUCCAAGAUACCUUAUCAGACACCUCUUUAUCCUUGUUCUGUAUAUGUUCAGAUCUCCAACAGACAUUUUGCUGCUGCUACAAAGCCUGCAAAGAAAACAAAAAAAGGUGCCAAAGAAAAAGCAUCAGAAGAGAAAAAAGAUGAGAUAGAAAAAAUAAGGUCAUACCCCUUUAUGGAAGGUGAACCUGAGGAUGAUGUCUACUUAAAACGCUUAUAUCCAAGGCAGAUAUACGAGGUGGAAAAAGCUAUUCACUUACUUAAGAAAUUUCAAAUUCUAGACUUUACUAAUCCGAAGCAAGGUGUUUAUCUUGAUUUGACAUUGGAUAUGGCACUGGGGAAGAAGAAAAAAGUGGAGCCAUUUGCCAGUGUUCUUAGUUUUCCAUACCCAUUCGUUUCAGAAAUCAAUAAAGUUGCUGUAUUUACAGGGAAUACAUCUGAGAUUAAAAUAGCAGAAGAAAAUGGAGCUGCGAUUGCAGGAGGAACUAAUCUGAUUCAGAAGAUUUUGGAUGAUGAAAUUCAAUUAGACUUUUAUGUAGCUGUUCCAGAAAUAAUGCCCGAGCUUAAUCCAUUAAAGAAGAAACUGAAAAAAAGAUUUCCAAAGCUUACUCGAAAUUGCAUUGGCCGUGACAUCCCCAAAAUGCUUGAAUUAUUUAAAACUGGACAUGAAAUUAAGGUAGAUGAAGAAAGGGAGAACUUCCUCGAGACCAAAAUAGCAACACUGGAUAUGUCAAGUGACCAGAUAGCUGCCAAUCUGCAAGCAGUUAUCAAUGAAGUUUGUAGGCACAGACCGCUGAGUUUGGGACCCUUUGUGGUGCGUGCUUUCCUUCGUAGUUCAACAAGUGAAGGUUUGUUACUAAAGAUCGAGCCAUUGUUGCCGAAAGAAGUAGAAACCAAAGAAAGUAACAAAGAAGCUGCCUAAAAGCGUUGCAUUGUGAAAUUAUUUUCAGUGGAUUAAGAAGUAACAGAGAAAAUUAUAAAACUAUAAUUUUUACAUUUGCUGUCUUGUUAUUUCUUAAUCAUAAUCCUUGAAAGUGAAUUUUAACUCUGGAAAAUCUUACAACACUUUCAAAAGUAAGAAAAUAAAAUUUUCUCUGUGUCUGAA